This is a messenger RNA of Xylaria bambusicola, 948 nucleotides long. RefSeq names its product vivid PAS protein VVD. The record is from RefSeq and is a predicted model, not a curated record. The transcript is spliced from 3 exons. Gene Ontology annotation, cellular component: nucleus. The coding region runs from base 159 to 797 and encodes 212 amino acids. Lineage: Eukaryota; Fungi; Ascomycota; Sordariomycetes; Xylariales; Xylariaceae.
GUUGUCAUUUCUCGUGAGGCUUCACAUCCAACCAAAUUACUUGGGCAAGCCACUCGUUCCGUCUACCUGCAGCUAGCUUACUCCUCUUUCGCUCCUGUCGAAGCUCAUCAACGUUGUGUCUACAUAUAAUACCUUGAGGUUCCCUGCGAAUUAUCGCCAUGUCGUCACAACAACUUAAAACCAUUAGCCCUUGUCAUUUCUCCAUGACAACGAGAUAUCAUAUACCAAAAUCAGUAUUCAUGAAUCCCUGGGAGUAUAAUGCGUUGGAGUACAACUAUUCCGAGAAUGAAGCUGGUCCUGCGGCUCCUCGAGAUGAUACUGUGACUGACUCCAUCAUCUAUCCGGGUAUUUAUGCCCCCAGUGGGUUCGACAUAUUGGGUGUUCUCAGCCGGGUAGCAAUGAGAACCUCACCAGUGGUACAUCUUCCGGCAGUAGAUGCGUCGUGCGCCAUAGUAGUGUGUGAUAUCCAGCAACCCGAUUACCCGGUCGUGUACGCGAACGAGGCAUGCACCCAGCUGACGGGGUAUCCAUUGGAGGAGAUGCUCGGCAAGAACUGCCGAUUCAUGCAAGCGCCGGGAGGCAAGGUUCGCAAGUCGUCAACGCGGAGCCACGUCGAGAAGAGCGUGCUCAAGAAGAUGCGCCGUACCAUCGAAUCCAACGGCGAGCUGGUCAUCGAGGUAACAAACUUCAAAAAGAAUGGCCAGAAAUUCACCAAUAUAAUCACCAUCAUACCUAUCCCGUGGGAUACCGCGUCACCCCGGUAUUACGUUGGUUUUCUUGCGGAGAAGGCGCGGUGAUGAGAAAUUAUUGCCACACAUAUUACGCCGCAAGCCAUGGAACUGAAAAGGAUGGAAUGGAGGAUCGUCCACGACCCUGGCUCGAAGUGAUCAUCACCCCUCCUCCGCAUCGCCAUAUCACUCACUACACGCGAUACCACUUCAUCUGGAG